GCCCGCCGCUCCAGCAGCUUCUUCAAAAUGUCAGAAAUUUCCAGCGACAGCGACUCGUCUUGUGGCUGGACGGUCAUCAACCACGAGGGCUCUGACGUUGAAGCAGCAGCACCAGACUCUGAUAGCAUAAGUGGCCACGAGGAACUGGCCUCAGAGGAAUUUCUGUCUCCAACGCAAGCGGAAGACCAGCAGCAGCAGGCCACCAGUCUGCAAGUUGAUUUUAGCCAGGGUGAUGGGGCACCAGUGAGCGCUAUAAGCCAGCCCCCCAUGGAGACAAGCAAGCUGGUUCCUGGGGAUGAGAAAGAAAAAUUGCUGGAUGAGACUUCCUGUGUGGGAGCAGUAAGUGAUGAUUCAGACAUUGUGACUCUGGAGGUGCCAAAGGUGGAAGAAGUUGGAAACCAGGAAGAAGCUGCCUCGGGAGAGGAGGAAGGUCAGGCAUCAGAAAAUUUCAACAUGGGUUCCUCUUCCAGCAGCCAGUAUACCUUUUGCCAGCCAGAAACAGCCGGUUGGUUGGAGCAGCUUUGGAUGGUGGUCCUGCGGUGGGUGAGCAGAUGGGUUUUUCCACUGCAGCCAAGUGGAGAGGAAUCCAGCAGUGAUGAAACCAGUCAUGGCUCCAGCCCUGCCCUGAGGCGCCGGCGGGCAAAGAAGAGGCUUCUCUCCAGCUCAGAGUCUGAGGAAGGACUGCCACCUCGCGACGUCAAGCAGGCCAAGCACCUGCUGAGCAGCGGCCUGAACCGAUGCAUUAUCCUCGCUUUGGUGAUUGCGGUCAGCAUGGGCUUUGGACAUUUCUAUGAUAAAAAAGAAAAUUUUAUGUUUCAAGGUACAGUUCAGAUCCAAAAACGACAGGAACUAGUGGAGAAGACUCACGAAGACAAACUGAAUGGUAUGAAGGGAGAUCUUUUGCAAUGCCAACAAGAAGGAAGUAAAACACCAUGUGGGUCUCUGAAGGAGGGCCUUGCAAAGUGCUGGCUCACAACACAGAUGGAAAAGAAAUCCUUUCAAUCUCAGAAACAUCACCUUGCUUCAGAAAACCAGCAUUUGAGAGAGUCUUUACAGAGAGAGGAAAAAGCCUUGGCACUGCUACAGGAAGAGCUGAGGAAGUUGAGGGAACAAGUAAGACACUUGGAAAGCAAAGGCCCUGGCCCAGAGUCUCUGGUUGUGACUGAAAAUCAAAAACUCAAAGCGCAUUUGGAGGAGGAAAAGCACAGAAUGCAGAGCUUUGUGAAACAAAAGGAGACCCUGUUGGCUGAAGCUCAGAUGCUGAGAAGGGAGCUCGACAAAGAGCGUCAAGUGACGGUAGCACUUCGGGAAACUUUGGAAAAGCUGAGCGCUGAGCAUGUGCCGCUGGUGGCAGAGGCCGGUUCACACAAGAGCCAAGAGAUAGAAACCCUUCGAGGGAUGCUGACGGAACUGGAGAAGAAGCUCAGCUUUGAACAGCAGCGGUCAGAUUUGUGGGAGAAGCUGUACGUUGAAGUUAAAGAUCAUGCAGAGAAGCAAGAGAGAGCAGGAAAAGCCCAGAAACCAGCUGGGAAAGGAGGAAACCCAAGUAAAGCCAAGCCAAAAGCAACUUUUUUUGGUUCUGUAAAAGAAACAUUUGAUGCAAUGAAGAAUUCUACCAAGGAAUUUGUACGCCACCAUAAAGAAAAAAUCAAGCAGGCCAAAGAAGCUGUGAAAGAGAACCUGAGAAAAUUCUCAGAUUCUGUCAAGUCCACCUUUAGACAUUUUAAGGACACAACAAAAAAUAUCUUUGAUGGAAGAGAAAAGAAAAGGUAUGGCGACAGAAGACAUGAGACUAACAGAAAAGGGAGGAUGAUGCAUCAAACGGACGGUUCUCGUGAUGGUCCUGCAAAGCCGGCCCAACACCAGGCUCCAGGAAGCCAAAGGCAUUUUGGCCAUAGGAGACCUCGGGCAGAGGACACCCAGCCCCUCACGCCAUUAUCCACAGACACUGCUUCCGGACAGUGUCCCAAGGGCCCUGCAGGCAGCCCAAAGCAUCACAUCAUCCUAAAAGGCUGUUCUGGCAUUUUUGACUGUGCCCACCAAGAAUUUAUUAGCCUCUUCAAUAAAGUCCUGGAUCCUAUUCGGGCUGAUGAAUUUAAUCAAUUAAUGCACAAAUAUUUGCAGCAAGAAGUAAAGAACUUUCAUCAUUGGCGAGAACUGGAAAUUUUCAUCAGCAACUUCUUCUGCAACGGUGUCUUUAUUCAUGACCAGAUGCUGUUCUCAGACUUUGUCAACGAUGUCAAAGACUAUCUCAAAGACAUGGAAGAAUAUCAAAGAGCCAGUGACAGAGCCUUUGAAGGCCUGGACAAGUAUAUAUACCAGUACUACUUUCAUCAUUACAACCAGAUACCUCCGUGUGGAUCCAGCCCUCAGCAGGAAAGACACCUUCCAAAGCACCAGCAGCGUUCUAAGAGGGAAAGCCGAUGGCAAAAGCAGGGCCGCAGCAAUGGGAGGCACACAGCAAACCUGGAGAUUGAAGUGGGGCGGCUCCCUUUUGACCCUAAGUACUGAAGGUGUUUGGGAGCCCUGCAGGCUGGCAAAAACCCUCCAUGAUUGGCCCCUCUGAGAGCUUUCACCAGGGCCCAAAGAUCCACUGGUUUCAUCUCCAUCCUUCUUCCUGCCUUGCAAUCUUGGGAAGCAUUAAUUAAUUUGGCUGCUUUCUACUAUUACAAUAAAUCCACAGGGUAAGCAGUAGCUUUAGACAAGUUGUAAAAUAAGCUUAUUUGCACUUGUUGGUACUUGGUUCUACUAAAAGAUAUGGUACAGAUUUCAUCUCAUGCUCCAGAAACACAUCUUGAUAGCUGUUUAAUUACUCUGAUCAUGAUGGGAUUUGUUGCGUGUCCUCUUUCUGAUCAUCUUGCUUUUAAAUUUUCUUGCACAUCUGUACAUUGUAAAAAAAUAAUAAAAAGGUCGUUCCAAGCUGUC
Molecule: messenger RNA, 2925 nt
Organism: Pantherophis guttatus
Lineage: Eukaryota; Metazoa; Chordata; Lepidosauria; Squamata; Colubridae
Gene: CCPG1
Product: cell cycle progression 1
Cellular component (GO): membrane
Source: RefSeq, a predicted model, not a curated record